Penicillium waksmanii is the source of this 939-nucleotide messenger RNA. RefSeq names its product class I SAM-dependent methyltransferase. Bases 1 to 939 code for a protein of 312 amino acids. The transcript has a single exon. Gene Ontology annotation, molecular function: S-adenosylmethionine-dependent methyltransferase activity. NCBI's taxonomy places the organism in Eukaryota, Fungi, Ascomycota, Eurotiomycetes, Eurotiales, Aspergillaceae. The record is from RefSeq and is a predicted model, not a curated record.
AUGUCUUCACCCACUAUCACUCGCUCAACCGAAAAAACAUUCACUUCCUAUAGUCAGAAACAAGGCAAUGCUUAUGCCCAAGCCCGCCCUGAUUACCACCCUAUUGUUUAUGGUACCAUUCUUGAUCAUCAUAGAGCCAGUGGUGGCUUACUUGAUACUAUUCUUGAUAUUGGCUGUGGUCCAGGGAAUGUCGCCCGGGGAUUUAGCCCACACUUCAAUCACGCCAUCGGCCUAGAUCCGUCAGAUGGCAUGAUGGCCACUGCUCGCUCAUUAGGUGGCAGCACCUCCAUCUCCGAAGAUAUUCGAUAUGAAGUCUCCACGGCUGAAGAUCUCGGGAGGAACCUCCAACAGCCUAUCCAGGAUGCCAGCGUGGACCUCGUCACUGCUGCAAACGCUGCCCACUGGUUUGACAUGUCUAGUUUUUGGAAGAGUGCUGCUCGUGUACUAAAGCCUGGGGGCAGUGUUGCGCUGUGGACAAGUGGCAGGAAUCGUAUCCAUCCAUCAGUCCCAGGCGCUGAGGCUCUACAGAGCACUUUGGAUGAACUUGAGGAGAAACAUUUGAAGCCAUUUUUUGAACCAGGAAAUUUACUCACUCGGUCUCGGUAUAUUGACCUUCCACUUCCGUGGACAUUGGAAAAGCCAGUCCCCGAAUUUGACGAGAGUACGUUCUUUCGCAAGGAUUGGGAGGCCGCUGAGAGUUUUUAUUCCUUUCAGCCAGAAUUGAAUAUGGAUACGUUUGAGAAAAUAACGGAGACUGCGAGUCCAGUUACUCGCUGGCGCCAGGCUCACCACGAUGCCGUUGGUACGGAAGAGGAUAUCGUGAGGAUGUUUCGGAGGGCCAUUGAGCACCAUUUGAAUGAACAAGGGGUGGAAAGGGGCAAGGAGACCAUAAAGGGGGCCAUUCAUGGGGUGUUACUGAUUGUCAAAAAGAAGGCGUAA